CCAUAGAGUAGGAACUAAUAAAUAAAUUGAAAAUGGCGUCGUUUUGCCGAUUAGAUGAAUCAAAGAAAUUAUUUAUCUGAUAUCCAACUAUAAUUAAUGUAAUAUCGUUCAUAAAACACAAUAUAACCGUAUAAGAUAUAUAUUUGGAAGUUUCUGUUGUGUGUCGUGUAUAAGGUAAAAUUUUCGCUAUGAGCGAAUCGUUAUCGUGUGUAGUGCCGUGUUAGCUGUGUUUACAUGAUUUCGGCGCGGGUUCUCCGGCGACGAUGCUGCCCACAGUGGAGGAGACUCGGGGUUACGACUUCCAGGACCCGGAGAAUGCGGAGAAAUGGAAGGGCUUCUUCAUCAGCUCUCUCCGCAAGGUGCUGGAGUCGGUCCACCCCACGCUGACGGCGGACGAGGGCGCUCUGGAGUUUGUGGAGUCGCUGUGUCUUCGUCUGCUGGGCAUGCUGUGUGCGCCGCCCGCGCCUCUCAGCGUGGCGGAUGGAGAGGAGAGGGUGGCCCGCAGCUUCCCCACGCCACUGGACCGUUGGGCGCUCAUCGAGGCCAGGGAGGCGGCCGGCGCCAGGAGACGGAAACUACUGCUGCCACUUGAAAGGCUGCAUCUGUUGCUGCAGAAGGAGGUGUUGCUCUAUAAGAUCGACAUGUCGGUGACAACCUUCAUGACCGUCAUCCUGGAGUUCAUCAGCACCGACAUCCUGCGGCUGGCGGGGAACUUCGUGAAGAAGAUUUCCCAGAAGAGCGGCUACCAAGUCAUCACCUGCAGUGACAUCAAGACUGCCAUGUGCGCUGAUAAGGUCCUGAUCGACAUGUUCUACCAAGACUCGGAGCUGGCCAGCAUCGCAGCUCUACCGGCGUUCAACACAAGCGAAAGGGGAAGGAGAGCGUCGCUGUCGUACGGGGAUCUCGUGCGGGACCUGCUGGCUGACGAGCGGAACUUCCUCAGGGACCUCAACCUCAUGAUACGGGUGUUCAAGGAGGAGCUGGAGAAGAUCGUCGAUGACAAUAAGGUGAUAUCUCUAAUAUUUGGCAACAUAGUGGACAUAUACGAGCUGACGGUCACGCUGCUGGGCAACCUCGAGGACGCCAUGGAGAUGUCCCAGGACACGCUCACACCAUACAUCGGCAGCUGUUUUGAAGAACUGGCGGAGGUGGAGGAGUUCCGGGCGUUCGUCCGCUACGCCAACAUCGUCACCAGGAGGGAGUCCCGGGACGCACUCGCCGCGCUCGUUGAUGAUCCACAGCUGGGCGAGCGCCUGGAGACGGCUGGCCACGGGUUCCGCCUGGCCGUCAAGUACUGCCUGCCGCGGCUGCUGCUGUCUCCGGUGGCGCACGUGUUCGUGUAUCACUCGUACGUGCUGGCCAUGCUGCCCCUGGCGCCCGCUAGCGACGACCGGGAGAGCUUCAAACAGGUCGAAUGCAAUCUACAUCCAAUAGAGAAAUUACUAACAAGAGCCUUGGGGAACGGACCGCAGCUGGACGGCGCGAUGAGGUCGGCGUCUCGAGCUCGCCGGAAGAUGGCCAUCGACAAGUGUAACGAGCUGGCCAGGCUGGUCGACAACUGGGACGCCAGGGACGUGCCGCAGUGCUGCAACGAGUUCAUUAGAGAGGACACGCUCACCAAGCUGGGUCCGGGGAAGCGCGUCGCUGAGCGGAGAGCUUUUUUAUUCGACGGACUCCUGUUGCUCUGCAAACCCGUCACCAGCCUGGUGACUGUGAACAGCGGCGUGACGGCGGGCCCGCCCCAGCUGAAGCUGAAGGAGAAGCUGCACAUACGGAAACUGGACAUAGUGGAUCGCCCCGACGGAGAAGAGGGUCGCAAUCUAAUGGAGCUGUGUCCGCGCGUGGGCCCGCCCGUGGUGCUGGCGGCCUCGUCUCCCGCCGAGAAGAGAUGCUGGAUGAGCGACCUCGUCAUACUCAACACCAAACCCAUGCUGGACAGGAGUCUGGACAGUAUUCUCCUGGACCUGGAGCGUCGUCACCCUCUCCGCCUGCCGAGCCCCUCCUUGUACCGGUUCGCGGAGCCCGACGGACCUCACAAUAUACUGCUGGAGCACGGGCACGGUCCCGCGCCCCUCAUCAAGGGCGCGACGCUGCUGAAGCUGGUGGAGCGCCUCACGUACCACGUGCACGCCGACCUCAACCUGGUGCGGACCUUCCUCACCACCUACCGCUCCUUCUGUUCACCCUCGGAGCUGCUCGCUUUACUCAUCGAGCGCUUCGACAUACCCGAACCGCACCUCGUGUACGACGCGCCUCGACCCGCGGAUUGCGUGGAGAUCUCGGCCACCAGUGACGCGGAGAAGCUGAGCAAAAACACGGCCAGGGAGGACUGGAAGAGAUACAGGAAGGAGUUCCAACAACCCGUGAAGUUCAGGGUGAUAAACGUCCUCCGACACUGGGUGGAUCAACACUUCUAUGACUUCGAGCGCGAGCCGGAGCUGCUCGCCAAGCUGAAGAGCUUCCUGGAGGCCGUGGACGGCAAACCCAUGAGGAAGUGGGUGCAGAGCGUGCUCAAGACCGUUCAGAGGAAGAGCGGCCUACAGUCGGACAACGAGUCCUUGUGUAGCGUGUCGUCGGGCGUGUCGUACGUGUUCGACAGACUGCCGCCGGCGCCGCUCAGGCACGUGGCGGAGCCCGACAGGCACGACUGGCAUCCGCUGGCGCUGCACCCGCUGGAGGUGGCCCGCCAACUCACGCUCCUCGAGUUCCAGCUAUACAGACAGGUGAAGCCGUCGGAGCUGGUGGGGGCGGCGUGGACCAAGAAAGACAAGGAGAAGUCCAGCCCCAACCUGUUCAGGAUCAGCAAAAACACCACCAACUUCACUCGCUGGAUAGAGAAGUGGAUAGUGGAGAGUGAGAACGUGGAAGAGCGCGCGGGCGUGCUCAGCUGGUGUCUGGAGCUGGCCGUGGCGCUCAGCGACCUCAACAACUUCAACGGCGUGUUCGCUGUGGUCGCCGCCUGCGAGUCCGCCUCCGUCUACAGGCUCAAGUACACCUUCCAGAUGCUGCCGCCCCGCCUCCUGCGCGCUCUGGACCAGUUCCGUGAGCUGAGCUCGGACCACUUCCGCCUGUACCAGGAGAGACUGCGGAGCAUCAACCCGCCCUGCGUGCCCUUCGUGGGGGUCUACCUCACCAAGAUACUACACAUCGAGGAGGGGAAUCCCGAUUUCCUCUCCAACACCGAGCUCAUAAACUUCUCGAAGCGUCGCAUGGUGGCGGAGAUAACCGGCGAGAUCCAGCAGUACCAGAACCAGCCCUACUGUCUGACGCUGGAGCCCAGGACCAGGGCUUUUCUGGAGAACCUGGAUCCGUUCCCCGGGAUGGAUGAUAACGAAGUUACCAACUACCUGUAUGGAAAGAGCAAGGAGAUCGAACCCAAGGGAGCCGUCAAACAGACGCACAAGUUUCCCCGCCGCUACCCCGAGCUGUCUCUGAAGCCGGUGAAGGUGUCGCGCCGCAGACACGACACGUCCUCCACCACGCUCUCCUCCACCAACUCGCUCGUCAGUCUGGACGGCGCGUUCAGCGUGUCCCAGCUGUCGCCCACCAGCAGCGUCUGGGACGGAGCCAGCGUCGCCUCCCUGCCGCUCCACGCACACGAUCAGGGGAGCAGGGAGGAGCGCUCGGUGACCAGUCCGCGGCUGGAGAGAGCCAGCUCCAGCUCACUGGCGCAGCUCGGGCAGCUCAGUCUCCUGGACAAGCUGUUCGACAAGAGCAAGUCCGCCGCCACGCUGCACAGGAACAGCGGCUCCACCAAGGACGACCCGCCCUCGCCGCGCGACAACCACUCACCCAAGCGUCGGCCGGCGCUGUCUCCCCGCGGCGCGCUCGUGGAGGCGGACAUGUACCAGAACAGAAGACGCACGGACACACAGGAGCGUGUGCCGCCGCUGCUGCCGCGCGGGGGGGCCGAGCCCGAGGCGCCGCCCGUACUGCCGCGGAGACCGCCCUCGCCGCACACGGCGUCGACGGAGCCGCCCCCGGAGCCCCCCGACCGCCCGCUGCCGAGCCCCAAGCACCACGACCUGUUCAGGAGUCCAGCGCUGUCCCCGGCCGCCCCGCCCGCGCCCAGCCCCAUGAUGGUGGACAGGGCGGCCUUCAGCUUCCCCUCGGCCACGUCUCCCGGACACAUCCCCGCGGAGACCGUCCCCCCGCCCCUGCCGCCGCGGAGAAGAAGAGACUCCGCCGCGCCCCACACGCCGCACCCGGUGAGACUCACUAACACUGCAACAGGCUUAACGGAGAACGUGUGCUCUCCGACACACGUGUGGAGAAACUUAGAUCCGUCGUGCGGCGAGUGUCCUCCCCCGCCGCCCGCGCUGCCCCCCCGCCCGCCGCCCCCGCCCGAGCUGCUGCGGCCCGCACACUCCGCCCUGCUGCAGAGGAGACACACGGCCGCGUUAGCUCCAAAACUCCCGCCGAAGCCGGCCGCGGCGGCCGUCGCCCCGCGGACCUAGGACGCCAACGGACACGGAAGCUGCCAAACUAACCUGAUCCCACCAGCUCAUAAAAUAACCAAGUUACAUACACGACUCCCAAACAUGAAGCUCACAGCGGACGAGGUUCAUGUUGGAAGUCGAAUUUGGGAAUUGUCCGCAUGUCAAAUGUUUAUAUAUAGAAUAUGUAAAGGAAAAAUACAAAAAAAACAUGUUCAAUGUGUUGAGAGUAACAUUCCAUGUUUGAUACUUAGUAGGUGACGUGAUGUGGAGAGAGUACGGAGAAGAUGACGGAGAGGGGGGCGUGAUCCAGUAACAGGGAUGACAGAGAACGAUAGGAGAAUAUUAUUAACAAACACACGGACAGAAUAAAACAUAGAUAUAUAUAUAUGUGUGUGUGUGAGUGAGUGUUGAGAAACAUUAAAUGUUUAUAUUAGCACAAAUUACAAUAUCGCAGAGAAAUGCAUUUAUUGUAAAUAAUAUAUAUAGAUAUAGUACAAAAAUAUAACAAACGAACCCACGCACAAACUGACGCCUCCGUAUAUAUAUAAUGAUUUGUACUAGAGGAGGGCAGAGGACAGGAAAAUGAGUCUUAUGACGACAAGCAAUAAUACAACACAUAUAUUAUAUAAGCGACCAGAACCGAUCCCACGACGCGACUCGCCGCCGGCGCGCCCCUAGCCGGGACCCGGCUCCCCCGGCGGCGAGUGGACACACUGCAGCCAGGACCAAUCCCACGAGUCGACCGAGCGCCUCCGUGUUACCCGCUGUACUAUAGUAAUAAGCCCGUAGGCCGAGUAGACGUGAGACGUGUACAGAUGUGUGUAAAGUAUGUGUAGAGCUGACACUGAGUUACUGUAACUUGUAUUAUACGUGCCGCCGAGCCGCGACUGUACAUAUGUAGAUGUAUGUUAGGUGUUUAUAGAUCGGCUUUAGGUAUUCGGUUCGCCUUCGACGGCUGUACAGGCUGCGGGGGUUGAGGUGGCUGUAUUUUUUUAUCGGACGCGAUAGAGUCGUAUAAAUAAUAGAGUAAGUAGCCGGCUUCCGUCCGCGGCCUGAUCGCCGUGACCCUGUACAUAUAGAGAAGCGUUGUAGGACAUAUUAUAUACACAGUUAUA
This is a messenger RNA of Danaus plexippus (monarch butterfly), 5554 nucleotides long. RefSeq names its product protein son of sevenless (gene Sos). The coding region runs from base 264 to 4457 and encodes 1397 amino acids. Lineage: Eukaryota; Metazoa; Arthropoda; Insecta; Lepidoptera; Nymphalidae. The record is from RefSeq and is a predicted model, not a curated record. Gene Ontology annotation, molecular function: guanyl-nucleotide exchange factor activity; protein heterodimerization activity. The transcript is spliced from 34 exons. Gene Ontology annotation, cellular component: plasma membrane. Gene Ontology annotation, biological process: positive regulation of GTPase activity; Ras protein signal transduction.